Molecule: messenger RNA, 954 nt
Organism: Angiostrongylus costaricensis
Lineage: Eukaryota; Metazoa; Nematoda; Chromadorea; Rhabditida; Metastrongylidae
Source: the annotation of a GenBank genome assembly
AUGUCGUACUUCUGCGUAGUUUUUGUUGCCUCCGAUUUGGUUAGAUUUGUUGCAGUUGUUAUUAAGUCUACUGGCAUGGAAGACAUAGACUCAUUGGUCGGCGAGCUGAGCGGAACACAUGUGGAUUCGGCAACAUUAGGAGAGCAUCCACGAUUCAGUCGAUAUAAAAACGCCGGAAAAGCGGCUGAGCAACAAGCUCAACGUAGACGAGAUGCGAUGGAACGUCAGCGAAAUAGCCGCUUUGAUCAUUUCAACCAUACGAGAAUGUUGGCCGAGAAUGAAACGUAUGACGAAGAGGAUGAGCAAACGGUGAUUAUUAGCGCGGAACAAAAUGGAGAAUAUGCAGAUGUAUUGAUGCUGAGUGAGUGGUUAGUGGAUAUACCAGAGCAACUUUCAUCAGAAUGGAUAAUGGUGCCUUCGCCAGUGGGAAAGCGAGUACUUGUGGUAGCAGCAAAGGGUACAACAACGGCGUAUAAUAAAGGUGGCAAAGCCGUCACGCAGUUUCGGUCACGUCUGCCAGGCGGAUCAGUGAAGUCAACAAAGGUGUACACGAUUUUGGAUUGCAUAUUGGAUUCAAAGAAGACGUUCUAUUGCUUGGAUGUGUUGGCAUGGAACGGAAUGGAUAUGAGUGCGAAUCCAUUCGAUUUCCGACAAUUCAUGCUCAGCUCUAAAUUGCAAGAGCUCUCCGAAGUAUCUGUAGCUACAAAGAAAUUCCCUUACCGUUUCCUAUCAUUGCCUUGUUGCAAGUGCGAGCCCAAACUAAUGGAAGAAAUGAUGGGAAAUGGAUUCGAUUUUGAACUAGACGGUUUGUUAUAUUAUCACACUGGUGUUGUCUACGAAGCUGGUCAGAGUCCUCUGGUUGGAUGGUUGAAGCCGUGGAUGCUGCCAGAAAUAUUGAAUGUGACGGUUCCCGAAAAAAUGAAACAGCAAAAAUCUGCACAAUUUUACAAAUAA